This is a messenger RNA of Ostrea edulis (European flat oyster), 1349 nucleotides long. RefSeq names its product acyl-CoA-binding protein-like. Gene Ontology annotation, molecular function: fatty-acyl-CoA binding. Gene Ontology annotation, biological process: fatty acid metabolic process. The transcript has 5 exons. Bases 113 to 376 code for a protein of 87 amino acids. The record is from RefSeq and is a predicted model, not a curated record. NCBI's taxonomy places the organism in Eukaryota, Metazoa, Mollusca, Bivalvia, Ostreida, Ostreidae.
GUUGGUUCCUGCUAUUACAUAAUUUCCGGCAGUCGUCCAUAGCAUCAAGGUGUGGAUUUUGGCGUCGUGUAUUGCUCUUUGGACUCUGACACAUUCUCCGAUAUAUAGCAACAUGAACUCAAAAGAAUUCCAGACAGCUGCUGAAGAUGUGAAGAAGCUGAAGAACAGCCCAUCCGACCAGGACCUGUUAGAGGUGUACAGUCUAUUCAAACAGGCCACGGUCGGUGACGUCAACACGGCCCGCCCUGGAAUGUUAGAUUUAAAAGGCAAAGCAAAAUGGGAUGCAUGGAACGGCAGGAAGGGAAUGAGUAAAGAGGACGCAGAACAAGCUUAUAUAACUACAGUAGAACAAAUGAAAGGAACUUAUGGAUUUUAAUGAACAAGAUGUUGGACAUAGCUCAGCAAUCAACAGCUUAGUGAUCAAGUGGCAUAGUCAUUGGUGUUCAUAGACAACUCUAAGACUCAGUUUCAUAUGAAUGUUAUAAGUGUUUUAUACUAUAAGUACCGUGAUUUAAUGUAGUCAAUCAUGUUAAUCAAUGCCCUAGUAUGGAAAAUUUUGUCUACAAUUUUUGGAGUAACUUUUUGUUUUGUAGAUAUUUUAAACAUUGAAUAUCUGUUUUAUAAAAAAGGUUUCAAAAAGCUUACAGUUUUUGCUACGACUUUUACUUGAAAUCCAGAAAACAGGAUUUUUUAAUUUCCAUGUUAAGAAGAAUACUAAAUCUUCCACACAAGUGCUUGUAUGUCAAUGACAUACUCAGGCUGUAUGUAGGAUAUUUAUUAAACUAGAAAAUAAGCUACUUUAAAAAACCUUUUAAUUGAUUUUUAAACAACAUGAUACUAUCAAACUUUUAGGCGUAAUGUCUUUGUGUGUUGUUCAUUUCAUCAACAUGGUGCUUAUGAUAUAAGCAGAUGAUUCGUAUGUGAUUUAAUUUAUGAUUUGUGAUUCAUUUCCUGCACUUUUACAGCUUUUAUUAGCACUUUUUCAUUCAUUAAUUGUACAUGUUUGAUUAUUCUGUUUGAUCAUUGGUCAAAUGGAUAUGCAGUAUUAGUGAUCUCUGGGUGAAGGGCAUUUAAUUUGGUUCCACUACCCCCCCCCCCCUUUUUUUUUUUACAAUUUAAUUUAAGUACUGAAAGGCGCCUUUAAUUUUGUAAUGUAGAGUACUUUAAGAUUUAGCCAUCUUGUCGUGAUAUCGGGCAAUUUGGGCUCUGGACAUUAACGUUAACCACACUGUUUAAAACAGCAUUGUGUCAUUGUGGGAGGGAAAAAACACCAGAAAACCAUGACAAUGAUCAUUUUACUGUGAAAAUCUUUAAUAGAAGAUGAAAAUAAAUCAAGAGACUUUAUUAAA